UCCGAAGACCACAUCAUGUCGGGUUUCAGCUUCACUGGCGGGCCCUCUCGCUGCAACCCGUACUGGCAAGAAUUUGCCAAGUGCUAUUCCAAAGUAUCCCACCCAUCUCAAUGUGCAAACCAACGCGACGACUACUUAGAGUGCCUACACCACAAGAAGGAGAAAGCGCGUUUAGCUGCAAUACAAACCGAGCUACAGAACAGAACUUUGGAGGAUCUACAAGAGUAUAAGAAGAAGCUGGACGCGCAAGUGGAAGGGGUGCCAGUAAGGGUCGGCUUAAUACCACCAACGGACGAGGCCAAAUAG
Messenger RNA from Mycena indigotica, 306 nucleotides. RefSeq names its product PX domain-containing protein. The record is from RefSeq and is a predicted model, not a curated record. The transcript has 4 exons. Lineage: Eukaryota; Fungi; Basidiomycota; Agaricomycetes; Agaricales; Mycenaceae. Gene Ontology annotation, biological process: mitochondrial respiratory chain complex I assembly. The coding region runs from base 16 to 306 and encodes 96 amino acids.